Molecule: messenger RNA, 780 nt
Organism: Lichtheimia ornata
Lineage: Eukaryota; Fungi; Mucoromycota; Mucoromycetes; Mucorales; Lichtheimiaceae
Exons: 8
Coding region: 1-780 (259 amino acids)
Cellular component (GO): nucleus
Source: RefSeq, a predicted model, not a curated record
AUGACUUUGGGCAACGUAUCUGAAGUGAGCGAGUAUGAGCUCAAGCGACAACGACUCAUUGAAGAGAACAAGAAGCUCCUGGAAGAACUUGGACUUGCAGGCGAUAAUGAACGGAUCGCUCCCAUUUCAGGUCACAAGAGCGAUGACCCACCUCCUCGAAAGAAGGCACGCUCGCACCCCAAAAAGUUAUCCAAAGCACCUCCUGCACCUAUGCGCACUUCACGACGACUCAAAGGCGAGGCACCUGAUGACACAGUCGAUAUCGAAGCGUUCCUGGAUCAAAAUGACAAGAUGCGACAAGCUGCUAUUGCACCAAAGGUCCAAUUUUCCGAAGAACAACAGCCAUUUGACCCAGCUGUCAUUAGUGCUCCAGUGACAUUAGUAUCGAUAGGAACCACCAUUUGGUCUCUGGGAGAGUUAUAUACGGGAAAAGGACGAUCAAAAUACUGGAGUGGACGUGGUUGCCGAUACAGACAUCCUUAUCCAAUUGGAUUUCGUGCAUCAAAACAACAUUUUGGAAAUACAUACCACAUGGCCAUUGAGAAGGGUGAGGAUGGACCCGUUUUCAAGGUUCAAGUGAAUGAGAGCAAGACUAUUUUUGAAGGAGCAACACCAACAGCACCGUGGACUGAGGCAUGCAAAAAGAGCAAAUCACAAGGUACACGCGUAAGCGGGCCAUUGUUUUACGGGUUUUCAGAUCUUGUUACAAUGCGCAUGAUUGAACGUAUGGAAGGCUAUGAACUUGCGGGGGAACCUGAAAUACAAGAAGAAGCUAAAUGA